Messenger RNA from Ictalurus furcatus (blue catfish), 4482 nucleotides. RefSeq lists its product as uncharacterized. Gene Ontology annotation, cellular component: nucleus. The coding region runs from base 1742 to 2671 and encodes 309 amino acids. NCBI's taxonomy places the organism in Eukaryota, Metazoa, Chordata, Actinopteri, Siluriformes, Ictaluridae. The record is from RefSeq and is a predicted model, not a curated record. The transcript is spliced from 6 exons.
GUUCAAUACUGUGACACACUUUGCGCUCAUUAGGGCCAUCUGCUGGACAAGAACAGGAACUGCGAAGCUGCUCCAUGACCUGAUAUGAGACACGAUUCAAAAUGGAGGCUUUGAGCGUGACAGCUUCAACUUUGUUGAUGGUUUUUUGUACUGUCUGUACUGUGUAUCUUCUCAUUUAAAUCCUUCCUAUUUAUCGUCUAUUUAUAUUUAUACACCAAGUUAUCGCACAGGCUCCCGAGCAAAAGACGUAUGUUUGCACUCAAUGAAACACCUUUAAUCCUAGAGAAACGAGAUGACUAAAAGGGCCUAUGAAGCUGAACCUUAACACAUCAGAGUCAAUGACUGUACAUAAUAAUCUAUAUCCAUAUCUAUAAUGUAAUAACUCAUGUACAGUCUAUUAUUAAUCAUCUUUAAAUAUAGCAUUCAUAAACGAAUGCUAAGUAUUAGUAAAGGCAAUCACUUUUUUGACUUCAGGUCUAAAGCACAGAGCUUCUUAACGCGUCAUUAGGAGCAGUUCAGAAUACAACGUCACAUUUUAUGUGUAUCAACCUAAAAUUUGUUUGGCUAGACAGAGACAAAGCAUCAGCCAAUUAAAUUUCUUGGGUGUUUAAGUGCAUGCCAUGUUAGUUAUCUGAAUGAACGUCCUGAUUAAACAUUAUAAUAUUUCUCGUGUGUUAGUGGGGGACGACACAGCGCAGUUUUUUUGUUUCUGUACGCACCGCCGCGCGAGGGCGCUGUUUGUCUCCUCGGCGAGUGAACGCGCGCACUGAGCGGAAAAAAAUGACGUAGCUAACAGAGUGCGCGCGCGACACAGGGGAGCUCCUCUACGAAGUUUUUCGGAUAUGUACGCGAGGGCGUAUUCGUCGAUUUGCUGACUAUUACGGCAGCCAUAAAGCGUUUGUGUGGGUAAUUAGAAAGUUUAUUGUGCUACAUUUGCAAAUAUAUGCUUUAAAAAAAACCUCGAACGCAAAAAUAAUGAGCCUCCGUGAAUUCGUUCACAUGGAAGAAAAAAAAAACAAAAACACCCGUUCGCUAGCAACCCGCUAGCUAGCUAAAGCAAUCUCAGGUACUGCUGAAAGAGUAGCUAGCUUAGCUAACCUAUCCGAUAGCUGUAGCCGGUUUGUCGAACACCAUUAAGACACCAUCAUUUAUUAUUAUUAUUAUUAUUAUUAUUAUUAUUAUUAUUACCCGCUCGCUUCGUGUGUAGGACUGAAAUAUGAUCUAGAGUGAAUGUAGGGACGCCUGAGGACGAUGGCGUUUGUCCGGGUCUCAAUGUUUUUCUGCCGCAGCACCGCUUAGCUAACACACACACUAUCACACAUUCACAACAAAGAAAUAGGAAGCACCGAGGAGGCGGUGUAUGUGUGUGAGAGAGUCUUGCUGAUUACUGGAGAAAUGCAGAUCAUUUAAAGCAAAACGAUCCCGUUAAAGUCUCAUCAUAUCGGGUGCUUCCUGAGCCUCAUCUGUCGUCCUGAAGACUGGGCUCUACUCUCAUAAACAAACACCUUUCCUAAAUGGCAUUCAAGAACCGUUUAUUCAUUAAUUUUCUUUUCUUUCUAUUUUCUUUUAUUUCUUUUAUUUUUGCUGAAAGUGCAUUAAAAGUCGACUUGAUCCAGUUUCCAUCACAUCUAUGAGUCCAGAUUACUGUCAGGUUUUAGAUGCAGCCCUCACGUUAUCUCCGUGCCUGGCUGUUUGGUGAAUAAGAGACUUGAUGUCCAGAAGCUGAGAGGAGACAACAAGGAUGUCUGAAGAUCCUUUUUCAUCUCCUGGAUCAGAAGUUCUAUCAGCAAACUUCAAGAAAAGGAAGUCGCGCUUCACGUUUUCUGAGGUUCAGCUUUUGCUGACUGAGGUGAAGAGAAAUCGCCACAUACUGGUUGGUAAAUUCAACCAGGGUGUCUCAAGUGAUGUUAAGAAGCGAACAUGGGCUGCUCUCGCAGCUAGCAUCAACGAGAUCAGUGAGUGUCACAGAGAGGUCAUCGAGAUUGUGAAGAAGUGGUCUGAUCUCAAGUGCGACACCAAGCGCAAGGUGGCAGCCAUGAGAGCUUCCGGCUUCUCUGCUGCCCGCAUAACUGACGAUCUUUCUCCUAUCGAGAAAAUGGUGCACCAAAUCCUCCAGCCUGGACCUGGGGAGAAGUUCCCACUGUCAGACAGCAUUGCAGAUGAGGACGAGGACAGCCAAGGUGCCUCUUGGAUGCCACUGCACAUCCCUGGUACGGCAAAUGGCAGGCUGUCUAUCAAGGCACAGGGCAUGCCACAUCACUCUGGGAUGAGCAGCAAAGGAGAUGCAGAUCUGCCACUGGACAUGCCAUACAACUAUUAUUCUGCAGUGCCUCUUACUGACCUUGAGUAUGAACCAUCAGGCACAGAAGACCAGGGCCUACGAGUCACUGAAGCAGAAUACCAGACAUCACAAGGCGCAGGCAGUCUGCAGGAGCACCUUGCCAAGAGCGCUUCCCUCAGCCUGCAGGAGCAACAGGCCGCCACCGUGCUGAUCGGGGCGCUGUCACGUUCACUGGAGUCGGUGGCCGAGUCGGUGCAGCAGCUGGUGCAGACACAGCAGGAGUUUGCACGGGACACACUGCGUUUGCAGAGAGAUACACUGCAUGUGCUGCGUGACUUUUCCUCCACUGCACUGGCACUGAUGCAGGACAAAUCCAACGGCCACCCAUAGCACCUGCAUCUCACCUAAAUGUAGUCUACACUAGUGAUGGGCAUUUCGAGCAAAUUUGCUGUUGAGUACUUAAACCUAUAAAAGGUUUAAUCAGUUAAUUGUUCUUUAACAUAAAGAGGGUCAUUUUGCAUGAAGGUAUUUUGCUUGACUUAAUAGCACACAUUUUUUAACAAACAUUUUUUAGGCUCUGGGGCAAAAACAACAGCCUGCUGACUAAAUUUAAACGCACUCGGACAUUAAUUAGGUUGUAAUUUUAUACUAUAUUUUAAAAAGUCCUUUGUAACGGUGUAUUUGUACACUUAACACGACAUAAAUGUGUCAGAUAUGGCUGGGAUGCUGAAGGGAAAAAACGGCUAAAUCUAUUUUAAUUGAAGCAAACUUGACACGCUUAAUAAUCAAAAAAGCUUUAUUAAAUAGUUAACAAAUAUCCUAAAAAUGAAAAUAAUUUAAAAAUACAAUGUCUGUUUAUAUAAAGUGCUUAGUUUGUGGUGCUUUAAAAUAGUCACCAUAUAAAUCAUGGCAUCUAAAUUUGAUUGUUUUUCCAAUCUCUGUCUUUUAGUGCUGGAGAAUCUGUUGGUACUGAUGUGGUAGUCAUGUAUGAAUAUUGACUUGCUAAGUGAUGGGUUGUUGUAGUUUUGCUGUAUUUUUAGUUUUGCUGACCGACAAAGUUUACAUUGCCUAUUUUCAGAAAGAUUAAAACAUUGCCGUGCUUGGCUUUAUCACCAGUGUACUGGCCGACAAGCACGCUGUCACUCAUAUGCCUCGUGGAGCUCCUGAUGAAAAUGACGGGAAAUUUGUUGACCUGCUACGCUGGUGACAAUGCCAAGCACGGCAAUGUUUAAUCAUUCAUUUUUACAAAAUGAGUGUACGUUUGGUUGUUACACAAGGAGUACUCGAUUAGUGCCCAUCACUAGUCUACACACCUCAGCUUUAAGUUAUAGGAUGUUUUCUGGAGAACAGGGAGGGACUGUUGAACUAAUGAACAGUAUAGUUAUAUGCCUCAGGAGUAUAUAAUAAUAGUCCACUACAGCGUUCAGCUACCUCCCUCCCAGUGUUCAUAGCGAUCACAGGAAUCAUACAUGCACUAAUACUGCUUACUGUGUGCAGGAGACUUUUUAAAUAAGCUCUCCCACAUCUCCAGAAAGUAGUGAUGCUGUUAUGUUACAACUGGAAAGUAGCAUUAGCACAGCAGACUGUUUCUCAGACCAGAGUUAUCUCUUUGUUUAAAAUCAAUGACUGUUUGGACCAGUGAUUAGACAUGCCUACUUUAAAUUGACAAAGUUUUAUUUAAUGAUGCAAUGUAAGUAAACUAACUUAAAGAUCUGUAAUAGUUUUAAAUUAUGAGUGAAUUAUGAGUCUAUUUAUCUGAAAUGCCCAAUUUAUGGUAUUGUAGACACCAUAUGGAUGUUUUAAUUUGAUGUUUCCCCUGACUUUGACUGUGACUGAUGUGAAUAAUCAGCUUUUCAAUGUUUCAUUUCUCACCAAAAUGUUACAAUUCAGAUGUGAACAGAAAUAUUGGACAUUGUAUGGAGCACAUUUUUAGUAAAUUUGCAGGUUUUCUAACCAUUACCUUUGACCUUUAACUACCUUGAAUUAUUAAGCAGUUCCUUUUUUUUUUCUUUUUUUUUCCUCUCCUCUCCUCUUUGUAGUUACAGGUGCCAUGAUAUUUAAUUCUGAAAGUGUUCAAUAAGGAUACCUUUGAUACAGCUGCGACUGAUUCCUUGUUGGUUGCUCUUCCAAUAGUAUAAACACUGUUAAAUGUUGUCUGUAAAAACUACUGUAAAGAUUGGAUUAAAGCAGAAUAAUCAUUU